AGCUAUCGCUCAUUCAGUAGCCUUGUCAUGCGAGACUGAUGAGAAUUGUGGAUCUCCCUAUGUGGUGUUCUUCACAUAGCGUUUAAAAGGUGGUCGCGCGAGACGGGCACCCACUCUGAGGCACCACCGUCACUCUCCUUGCAUCGUACUCCCUCAAGUCCUGCUCUGGAACUAUGGCAGACUUCAACGAGAAGGUAGCCGACCCAGUUGGAGGACGCACAGAACCCGUUGACGACGAGGAGAAGCUCUCGAAGGAGGAUUUGAAUUCUACGGAGACUGUCGAUGAUGUCGAGCAACUGAAGAAGACAGAGGAACUUGAGGCUCGUCUCGCUAGCGGGGAGGCUAACGACGACGAGUACAAGGUCGAGACGGCACACGACGUCGCCAUUAAAGUACUUAGUACCCGUGACGACGUGGAUUUACCGAUUCUAACGUUUCGAAUGUUCUUCCUCGGUCUUGGGUUCUCCGCGUUUGGCUCUGUGUUGGCGCAACUAUACUAUUUCAAGCCACAAACACUCUCAGUUUCUCAAGGGUUUCUCUUGAUCAUAACCUACUUUGUUGGCAAGUUUUGGGAAAAGGUCGUUCCACAGAAGGGCCUGUUCAAGUGGAUCAACCCUGGCCCUUUCAACAUCAAGGAACAUGCGGCUAUCAUCAUCAUGUCGUCAACGGCUAGCAAUUCUGCGACAGCCAUCCAGGUCAUCUCAGUCCAGUCAUUAUACUACAACAACCAGGUCAACCCUGGAGUCGCCAUCUUUACUUUGCUAGCCUCUCAACUUAUUGGCUAUGGCUUUGCUGGUCUCCUCCAAGAAGCGCUUGUGUAUCCCUCAAUUUGCUUCUGGCCCACGAACAUCAUGUCCGCUAACAUGUUCCAAGCCCUGCAUUUCGAUGGCGGUUUGGGCAGUAAGCGAACCAAGCUCUUCUGGGGCGUCUUUCUCGCCAUCUUUUGCUACGAGAUUAUUCCCCAAUGGAUGUUCCCCCUGAUGACUGGUUGGACCAUCUUCUGCCUCGUCGACCACAGUCACGCCACCAUCCGCAACAUCUUCGGAGGGGCCAGUAACAAUGAAGGCAUGGGUUUGUUGGCUGUGUGCUUGGAUUGGAACUUGAUUGGAUCAUCCAACAUGUAUAUUCCGCUAUGGACUCAGCUGAACGAGGACAUCGGUAUCAUCUUCACCUAUAUCCUGAUGUCCGCAGUGUACUACGGCAACAUCUGGCGCGGAAAGGACUUCCCCUUCAUGUCACAGGCAUUGUUCGACACCGAGGGCAACCAGUACAACCAGACUGCAAUCCUGACGAACGGCAAAUUCGACCCGGAGAAAUUCGCGGAGAUUGGUCCCGCCUUCUUUUCGGCCACCAACGUCCUCAGUCUGAUCACACAGAAUUUGGCCAUGGGUGCGACUACGGUCCAUGUAUUCCUCUUUUACUGGCAAGAGAUCAGGCCGUUUGUCCUUGCGCUUAAUCCCUGGAACAAAGAGAAGACCAUCGUACAUGACGAGCAUUACCUCAAGAUGCAACGGUACCGGAAGGUACCCCGGUGGUGGUUCAUCGCUCUUCUCGCCGUUGCCUACGGCAUGGCACAGGCGACCGACUACACAGGAAACUCUCACUUCACAUGGUGGCAACUCACAAUCAUCCUGAUCCUGUCAUUAUUCUUCACCGCCGUUUAUGCCACUACGUCCGCUAUUCUGGGAUUUAAGCAAUUCGGUGGAGGGCUUAACGGAUUCUAUCAGAUGAUUGCGUCAUAUAUGGCUCCUGGAGAUCCUGUGGCGAACAUGUACGCCGCACUCUAUGGAGGCCAGCCCACCGUUCAAGGUAUCCAGCUUCUUCAGGACCUGAAGCUCGGCCAGUACAUCAAGAUCCCACCCCAAGUCAACUUCGUCGUCCAAAUCCUCGGAUGCAUAGUCGGCGCUAUUCUGAACUACGUUAUGAUGCUGUCCAUCAUCAACGCGCAACGUCCGGCUCUCCUCUCCAUUGCUGGGACUCGUCUGUGGUCAGGUCAGAACGCACAGAGCUACAACUCAAAUGCGAUAGCGUGGGGUGCCUUGGGCCGAGAGAUGUUCAGCGCUGGAAAGAUAUACUACAUGGUCCCCGCCGCUCUUGGUCUUGGUUGCUUACUCCCUAUCCCCGGAUACAUCCUCCACAGGAUGUACCCCAAGAACACCUUCUUCGCCAACUUCAAUACUGGUGUCGUCGUGCAAUAUUCAUGUUUCCUCUCCGUCGGUAUCAAUACAUCGGUCAAUAUCUCCAUGGCCAUCGGCAUCAUCUCUCAGUUGUGGGUCAGGAAGAGGUACCCGAGAUGGUUCACAAAGUACAACUACAUCGUCGCAGGUGCCCUUGACGGCGGAACCCAGGUCAUCAGUUUCAUUCUCAAUCUCGCCGUCUUCGGGGCCGUUGGCAACGCGCAUGCCUUCCCCGAUUGGUGGGGUAACGAUCUCAGCCUGUCUGCGGACAGGUGCCUUGCACCACCCAAUUGA
Messenger RNA from Stereum hirsutum FP-91666 SS1, 2471 nucleotides. RefSeq names its product OPT oligopeptide transporter. Bases 174 to 2471 code for a protein of 765 amino acids. NCBI's taxonomy places the organism in Eukaryota, Fungi, Basidiomycota, Agaricomycetes, Russulales, Stereaceae. Gene Ontology annotation, biological process: transmembrane transport. The record is from RefSeq and is a predicted model, not a curated record. The transcript is spliced from 36 exons. Gene Ontology annotation, molecular function: oligopeptide transmembrane transporter activity.